ACUGUUUCUGGUAUGUCGGAUAUGGAUUAUCCUUUGCAAGGACCAGGUUUGCUGUCAAUACCUAAUCUUCCAGAGAUCAGCUCAGUCCGCAGAGUCCCACUUCCCCCAGAGCUAGUGGAGCAGUUUGGGCAUAUGCAGUGCAAUUGUAUGAUGGGAGUAUUUCCAGAAAUCAGCAGAGCUUGGCUGACCAUAGACAGUGACAUUUUUAUAUGGAACUAUGAAGAUGGGGGAGAUCUGGCUUAUUUUGAUGGCCUUAGUGAAACUAUUCUUGCAGUGGGUCUUGUAAAGCCAAAGGGAGGUAUCUUCCAGCCUCAUGUACGACACUUACUUGUUCUGGCUACCCCCGUGGAUAUUGUGAUUUUAGGACUCAGUUGUGCUAAUAUACAAGCAGGUGCUGGAUCGCUCAAUGACAGUAUGUCUGGCGGAAUGCAGCUGCUACCAGACCCUCUCUAUUCGCUUCCUACUGACAAUACUUACAUUCUGGCAAUAACAUCCACUGAUAAUGGGCGUAUCUUUUUGGCUGGAAAAGAUGGCUGCUUAUAUGAAGUAGCAUACCAGGCUGAAGCAGGCUGGUUUAGCCAGCGCUGUAGAAAAAUCAAUCAUUCGAAGAGCGCGCUGUCUUUUCUUAUUCCUUCAUUACUACAGUUCACAUUCUCAGAGGAUGAUCCUGUAGUUCAAAUUGCCAUUGACAACUCUCGAAACAUCUUAUACACCCGCUCGGAAAAAGGAGUGCUGCAAGUUUAUGAUUUGGGACAAGAUGGUCAAGGGAUGACCAGGGUUACUUCUCUUUCACAAAAUGCUAUAGUUUCUGCUGCUGGAAGCAUUGCCAGAACAAUAGAUCGUUCUGUAUUUAAGCCUAUUGUUCAAAUAGCAGUGAUUGAAAAUUCUGAAUCUAUAGACUGUCAGCUAUUAGCAGUCACACAUGCAGGUGUCCGACUGUAUUUUAGUACCUCACAAUUUAAACAUCCAACAGCUCGUCCCUCCAUGUUAACCUUGGUUCAUGUCCGUUUGCCACCUGGUUUUUCAGCUUCUUCUAACGUGGAGAAGCCCGCAAAGGUUCACAGAGCUCUUUAUAGCAAAGGGGUCCUGCUGAUGGCAGCUUCAGAAAAUGAGGAUAAUGACAUCCUGUGGUGUAUCAAUCAUGAUUCUUUCCCUUUUCAAAAGCCAAUGAUGGAAACACAGAUGACCACCCGUGUUGAUGGACAUUCCUGGGCUCUUUCUGCUAUUGAUGAUUAUAAAGUUCAGAAGAUCAUAACACCACUUAACAAAGACCUUAUUCCAAUAACUGAUUCACCUGUUGUUGUGCAGCAACACACGCUGCCACCUAAGAAGUUUGUUCUGCUUUCAGCCCAGGGAAGCUUUAUGUUUCAUAAAUUCAGACCUGUCGAUCAGCUGCGGCAUCUGCUUGUUAGCAAUAUAGGUGGAGAUGGAGAAGACAUUGAAAGAUUUUUCAAGUUGCAUCAGGAGGAUCAGGCCUGUGCCACUUGCCUUAUCUUGGCCUGUUCCAAUGCUGCAUGUGAUAGAGAAGUGUCUGCAUGGGCUACUCGAGCAUUCUUCAGGUAG
Pterocles gutturalis (yellow-throated sandgrouse) is the source of this 1563-nucleotide messenger RNA. Its product is annotated as nuclear pore complex protein Nup155. The record is from RefSeq and is a predicted model, not a curated record. Bases 13 to 1563 code for a protein of 516 amino acids. Gene Ontology annotation, molecular function: protein binding; structural constituent of nuclear pore. Gene Ontology annotation, cellular component: nuclear pore inner ring; nuclear pore. Gene Ontology annotation, biological process: protein localization to nuclear inner membrane; protein import into nucleus; transcription-dependent tethering of RNA polymerase II gene DNA at nuclear periphery. The transcript has 14 exons. Lineage: Eukaryota; Metazoa; Chordata; Aves; Pterocliformes; Pteroclidae.